AUCACAACAGCCAUUCCUACAAGUCAAGCAAGCUAGCCAGUCCUCCACACACAUACACAUACACAUACACCCAACACCCAAGACUCAAUACACACUCACACAGUCAUGUCAGCCAUCAAGACCCUCUUGUUGAUCUCCGCCCUCGGUGUCGGUGCCAUCCAAGCCAUUUGCACGCUUCACAUCCAGCUGUACCAGCCCACUGUCAACGAUAUUUGCGUAUUUGACUUUCCAGACUGUGCCAACUUUACUUCAGAGAAUGCCUCAUCAUUUGGACUUGAUGUUGCCUUUGACUACCCGACUGACACCCCUAUUCACCGCCAAAAGACAACGUCACAAGAGGCACAACUGUUCAAAGCAGUGUAUGGCAAGCAGCUUUUGGGGUGCUAUGACUAUGGUACUGCUACAACGACCUACAUCAGACAAUAGAACCUACUGAUGGGUUAAAAAAAGAAAAGAAAAGAAAAGAAAAAAGAAAAAGAACCUGUAAUAAUAAAUAAACUCUUGCU
Messenger RNA from Lobosporangium transversale, 506 nucleotides. RefSeq lists its product as hypothetical. The transcript has a single exon. The record is from RefSeq and is a predicted model, not a curated record. The coding region runs from base 106 to 426 and encodes 106 amino acids. Lineage: Eukaryota; Fungi; Mortierellomycota; Mortierellomycetes; Mortierellales; Mortierellaceae.